AAAAAAACUCUUUUCUCUUUUCUUGGGACACUCUUUGGGACAUAUUUUUUUUGUUCAAUUUGACAGAAAUUCAUGGUGUAGUUUCUCUGAAUUUUCUCAAUUUAAAUCAAAUCAUUUGUGACUUCAACAUUCUUCGUCGGCAGCAAAACAAACUAGAAAUAUCAGUGAAAAUGUUUCGAUUAUCCGAUAUUUUGCUCGGGCUGUAAAUAAUUGUGUAAGACGUAAGCAUAAAAAUCGAAAAGAGUGGAACGCGGAGUUGACUGCAGUCAUCAUCGAAUGUUUGUUGUAAAUGUUUUUUGUCACACGGUUUAAAACAAAAACGCAUAGUUUAUCGAAACAAUAAAGAUAUUUGAAAUAUGUCGCUGCCUAUAAACUCAUUAUAUAGUUUGACGUGGGGUGAUUACGGGACCUCGUUGGUCUCUGCCGUGCAAUUAUUACGAUGUCACGGGGACUUAGUUGAUUGCACCUUAGCUGCAGGUGGACGCAGUUUUCCAGCUCAUAAAAUUGUUUUGUGUGCAGCUAGUCCAUUUUUAUUGGAGUUAUUGAAGAACACUCCAUGCAAACAUCCGGUCGUUAUGUUGGCCGGUGUAAACGCAAGCGACCUGGAAGCGUUACUCGAAUUUGUGUAUCGUGGAGAAGUAAGCGUUGACCACUCUCAACUGCCGUCACUACUCCAAGCCGCACAUUGUCUAAACAUACAAGGUCUGGCACCGCAAACGAUAUCCAAAGACGAUUACACAACGCAAAUUCAAAUUCAUCCGGGACUGAUACCGCAACACCACCUGAAGGCUGUUAUCGAUGUUGGUAACGGCACAAUGGUCAGCAACGAAGAAUUGAUGACGAUUCAUGAGGCCGAUCAACAUCAAACCGUACAAGCUCACGUUGUCGAAGAAAUAUUGCCGCAUGACAUUACCGAAGUUGUAGGCGAUGUUAAGGAUGUAAUAAAUCAAUUCUUGCCAAACAGAAAACGAAAACCACGCGCCAAAAAACCGACCAAUGCUAAAGUACUACGUAUCGACGAGAACAUUCAAAUCCAGCCACCGACACAGCAGCAACAACAGCAACAACAACCCCAGCAACAACAAAUGCAAGUCCAAAAUGAAUCCAAGUCCAAUGCCAAUGCACAAAACGGAGAAGAUAAUAAAUCGAAUAUCGUUGUCGUCAAAACUGAGAAACCCCUGUCAUCAAAGCCGAAAUCACGAUCUCAAUCCGAACAGCCGGCAUCUUGUCCCAUCUGCGGAGCGGUUAUCAGACAGUCCAGAAACUUACGGCGUCAUCUUGAACUUCGUCAUUUCUCUAAGCCAGGCGUGAAAAGUAACCGAAAAAGUUCAACCAACUCGGCGAAUACAUCAUCCUCAUCGGCAACGACAACGCAAAACACUACCGGACAGGGCAACGUUCAAACCAUCCGAACUCUUACCGUGAAAAAGGAACCUGAAGAUUCUCCGUCAACGUCAACGCAACAAACAAUAGCACUGACGGUGACGCCGACCAGCACGAUGGAUUCGAACAAUGGCAACGCUCAGCAUCACAUAGUGACCCAGCACGAAAACACCGACGGUACAACUUCGCUCUCUAUAGCUCAGGUGCAAGGCCAUCAGCUCAUCGGCAAUUUGAAUCAGGCUACCAUACAAAUUCGAAACGAUGAUCCAUUGGAAUCGAAUUUGAUUACCACGCACGAGCCAACACUACGACCGCAUACGGAACUAUUUCGAGUCGGUGCCGUUUACACUCUGGAGGAACGUCGCAUCGACAAUAGUAAAUUAACUUAGAGUCGUCAAGUAAGACAUCCGUCUUCAAUUGUAGCAUUGAAAUGUUGCGACAUUUAAAAUUGAACGUGAGGAGAAAUGCUACGAUGGCGGAUGGUUUGACCAGCAAACAGAAAAGAA
This is a messenger RNA of Bradysia coprophila, 1889 nucleotides long. RefSeq names its product Trithorax-like (gene Trl). Gene Ontology annotation, molecular function: protein binding. Gene Ontology annotation, biological process: regulation of transcription by RNA polymerase II. NCBI's taxonomy places the organism in Eukaryota, Metazoa, Arthropoda, Insecta, Diptera, Sciaridae. The record is from RefSeq and is a predicted model, not a curated record. Gene Ontology annotation, cellular component: nucleus.